This is a messenger RNA of Microdochium trichocladiopsis, 3618 nucleotides long. RefSeq lists its product as uncharacterized. Lineage: Eukaryota; Fungi; Ascomycota; Sordariomycetes; Xylariales; Microdochiaceae. Gene Ontology annotation, cellular component: membrane. Gene Ontology annotation, molecular function: protein binding. The transcript is spliced from 3 exons. The coding region runs from base 1 to 3618 and encodes 1205 amino acids. The record is from RefSeq and is a predicted model, not a curated record.
AUGGACCGUCGCCAUGGUCGCCCCGACGAGGAGAUGUUCCUCAGCAAACCCUCGGAAGGUGGCGAUAGCCCGACCGUGGAGCCUUUGAGAAUCUUCAAGCCGCAAAGCCCUCCUCCCUCUUCGACUUCCAGUCCUUUCAACUAUCCAGCUCCAGCAUCGUCAAAGCAGCCGACGUUUCCCCUCCCACCGGGAGCCUCGAGCUCGGCUGCCCCUCUGCCUUAUCCCGAGGACGAUGACUUCCGACCCAGUCAGAGCUCAAGGCCUCCCUAUCCAGCCGACGGCGGCAGGCGAUAUACAAGUCCCAACAACGACACUUCUCCACGACUAGACACCAGCCCAACGGCGGACAAGCGCCCCGGACUGGCAGAGCGUCGUGGUACUGCCCCUCGUCCUCUACCAGGAGCCUUGAGCCCGGCAAGCCCGGCUUCUGACGACGGCAACCUUUUUGCGAAGCCUCUGGUCUCCCAGCAGCCGCAACACCCGGCAGCUUCCAACUUCCCCAAUUAUCAGAAGAAGCCUUACUAUCCACCUCCAGGAGGCCACCCGUCCGAGUCGAUACAGACCUCGCACGUCAGUCGGCCACAAGGCAGUGAGCCAGGCUUCCUUCAGAAGCCCAUCGAGAGCAGCAUGAACCGAUUCGCCUCGACAGCGUCCACUUCGACGACCAGGGCCAGCCGUGGAUCUCCGCCGCCGCCGGAAACACCAAUUGUCGAACCCGGCCAGAUUCCAGGAGGGGGAAUCGAGGCGAGAUAUGCCGCAGCUGGCAUCGCCGGGACAGGAACCCUCAGCAGCUUCCAGAGCUCUGCCGCGUCACAGCGAUUGGCGCAAUAUGGACAGCAACCGCCACAACAGCAACAACAGCCCGCUCCAGCGGCACAGAGUCGGCCGGCUCGGCCAUGGACACCUACGGAAGAUCACGGCACCCAGCCGCAUGGCCCGCCUACAGUUUACCAAGGCGCGGAACCGGUCCCGAGCGGCCCAGCACCGAGCACGCAAAAUGCGCCUGGGAGCGCCUCCGCCAGCACGGCGGCAGGCUCGAAUCUCCAAGUCAGUGUUUUAGAGCAGGACUUCCAACGCAUGCAGAUGGCCGGAAACGACCCACCUCCUGCGUACUCGAGUAUAACCGGCAGUGGCGGUGCUGGCUAUCCCGCCGAGAAGCAACGCCCCGGUGCUGCUGGUGCAGGUCCAGCCCCAGCUGGACAUCCAGCAACUGGCCCGUCGCAAGUAGCUUCGCCACAGAAGAAGCAGGCCGAAGUUGGUGCUGGACUCGCCUCGCCGGCGCUGCAGCAUCCUGGGCAUCCGGCAUUUGCAAACGAUCCCAAGCCCGAGGCGUCCACAAGUGCGCAGACGACCCACAAGCCUCAGCAAAUCAUCACACAAACUCCUUCUCCGUUUCAGGGACAAGGUCCGUCUUCACCACCGCCUCUGCCUGAGGGCUGGAUUGCACAUCUGGAUCAGAACUCUGGCCAGUAUUACUAUAUCCACUUGGCGACGCAAGCGACGCAAUGGGAGUUUCCGAAGGGGCCCAACCCCAUCCAACAUGACGUUGCGCCACUCUCGCCAGCAGCUUCGACGUACGGCAAUCCCUUGGCAUCACCUCUGUUCGGAAAACAAGCAGCUCUGGCUUCGCCGAUGUUCCCGCCCCAGACACCCGGCUACGCAGAAAGUAUCAUGAGUGUGGCUGCCUCGGCUGCGCCGACUGCUGCUGGAUUUUCCGGGCCGCCUCCAGGUGCUGGCGUGGACAUGUACAAGGUUCAGCCCACAAACGGCGUCUAUUUUGGCCCGUAUCUGAGAUACGUAAAUAUGGACCUCGAGCGGGGAGUCUGGCUCGGAAGCAUCUUGAUCGUCACCGAUGCGCCCCAGCCGCCGACGAUCCACCUGCAUAAGAGUGCUGAUCUCUCUCCAAACCCUCGCCAACUUCAGCCGAACUGCAUUUACACACAUCAACGAUGGCAGUUUCUCAAGUACGAUAUUGACAUUCAGAUGGAAGAUGGCCCCACCCAAAGAUGGACUUAUGCCGUUACAUCUCACUUGGGCUGCACAAGAUACGAGUUCAUUGUCGCUGGCAAGAACGAGACAAACUGGCGCUUCAUUGCUCAUUCUGGCAACGACUUUGCCGCGAGCACCACGCAAGCGGAGCGGAGCAAGCUUGGCGGCGUUGGUUUCAUGUGGAAAGACGUACUGCAGAAGAACGUCGACUGUGGCGGCUUCCACGUGCAGCUUGGCCUUGGCGACCAGAUCUACGGAGACAGGUUGUGGAAGGAGGUCCCGUUGCUGAAGCAGUGGUUGGCUAUGCAAGGCAAAGACAACCGGCAAAAGGCCUCAUGGACAGCACGACACGAAGAGGAUGUGUCCCACGCAUACUUCCACUUCUACACGAGCCACUUUGACCAGCCUUUCCUCCGAGAGGCCUUUGCGCAGAUCCCCCACGUUUGCCAGAUUGACGAUCACGACAUAUUUGACGGCUAUGGUUCGUACCCCGAGUACAUGCAAACCUCACAGACAUUCAAGAACAUUGGCAGAAUAGCGAUCGACAUGUAUCUGCUUUUCCAGCAUCACACCACGUUGGAGGUUCUGCGAGGCAUCAGCCAUGAUCUAGAUCUCUUCACGGUCACUGGCCAAGGUUGGCACUUUGUCAAGCACCUCGGCCCUGCUGUCGUCGUCAUUGGCGCCGAUGUUAGGUCUGAACGGAAUCAGACCCGGGUCAUCGCUGGACCCACGUACCAAGGCUUGUUCCCGAAGGUUGCAAUGCUGCCUCCCAGUGUGCAGCAUUGCAUCUGGAUGCUUUCAGUGCCAGUUGUGUACCCUCGACUUGACACAGUGGAGACUUUGGCCAACACUUUCGCCACGGGAAAGAAAGCUGUCAACACGACUUACAACAUGCUCGGCAAGGUGACGUCGUCGGUGGCUGGCAUUGUCGGUGGCAAAGACGUGGUCGCGCACGGCUUUAGCUCUGUGAAGAAGGCCGUUGGUAAAUCAGGUCUCAUGGGCAACGUCGUCAAUCAAUUUGGCGACCUGGACAUUGGCGAGAUUUUGCGCGACAUGUGGACACACGAGUCCAAGGACCUUGAGCGGACGUACCUGAUUCGGACCCUGCAGGGCAUUGCACACCAGAAGGGUAUCAGAAUGACGUUCUUGUCGGGUGACGUCAAUGCCGCUGGUGCAGGCUUAGUCCACGACCCAAGCCACCCAAGCGACCAUAAGACCAUGUACCAGGUCAUCACUUCGCCCAUCGUCGCGGCACCCGCAGCGCAGUAUAUCCUUAAGCUCCUCCACAACAACAAGGCACAAUACGUGCCAGCGAACGGACAGAAGAGCACGCACGAAGUCAGCGACACCAAGGAAGACAUGAUGGAGAUCUUCCACACCGACGCCUCCGGGGCGCCGCGCGAACUCAAGAAGCUCAUGGGCCGCCGCAACUACGUCGCCGUCGUGGCAUACGACCCGGACCAGGCGCAGGGCAUGCCGCAACAGCCACCGCACUUCCAGCAGCAGAAUGGCAACGGGCUCAACAAGCUCAGUCUCGCGGUGGACUUUGUCGUGCAGGGCGACGGGGCAUUCACGGGGCCCACAAAGUACGGACCAGUGAUUAUCCCUCACCUAGAAUUUGGCAGGUGA